Messenger RNA from Anisakis simplex (herring worm), 1404 nucleotides. The record is from the annotation of a GenBank genome assembly. Lineage: Eukaryota; Metazoa; Nematoda; Chromadorea; Rhabditida; Anisakidae.
AUGUUGAUCUGGAGUGAUGAUGUGGAUAACCGCAUGAAUGAUACGGAUAUGAUCAACGAGAUCACCUUCUCGACCCGCAUCUUCACAACCUAUUCAUUCACACUCUCCUAUAUGCUGCCUCUGGUGGCUAUCUGGUUCUUUUACGCCAAUAUCAUUGCGCGCUUAUGGGCCAGACGCAACGUUUUCUUUAAGAUUAAUGCCAAGUCUUCACGACGUACCACUACUAAGGCAGCGCAGACAUAUUGUAGGAGGAAUAUAAUGAUGGGUGUUGUUCAGGCGAAAUUGAUCAGCAAUCUAGCAUGGUGCACGGCAGCCGUCGUCGGUGUACCGGGCAAUAUUCUCGUUCUGUACGUGAUAAUGAAAUACAGAGAGAUGCGUACAGUCUCGAAUGUGUUCAUCUUUAAUUUGGCUCUAGCUGAUCUGUUAUUUCUGUGUGGUGUACCGAUUGUUUCAAUACAAACGAUCACAUCCGAGUGGAUAUUUGGUCAAGCGAUGUGUAAGGCGUUUAUCAGUGAGAAUGGAAUAAACCAGUUCGCACGAGCGAUUUUCAUGGGUGUUUUAAGUUUGGAUAGAUAUCUGGCGGUGUGCUACGCGGUGCAGUCGACCAAAUGGCGGACUCCGCGUUUUGCGUUCAUUAUAUCGCUAGCGUCAUGGCUUGCUGUCACCAUUGAAAUGGUUCCUUUAUUGAAAUUCGCUAAACUGAUCAAGAUUUAUGAAGACGGUAGUAAUGAUAGCAGAUGUGCAUGUAUGUUGAUCUGGAGUGAUGAUGUGGAUAACCGCAUGAAUGAUACGGAUAUGAUCAACGAGAUCACCUUCUCGACCCGCAUCUUCACAACCUAUUCAUUCACACUCUCCUAUAUGCUGCCUCUGGUGGCUAUCUGGUUCUUUUACGCCAAUAUCAUUGCGCGCUUAUGGGCCAGACGCAACGUUUUCUUUAAGAUUAAUGCCAAGUCUUCACGACGUACCACUACUAAGGUGACCCUAAUGGGCCUGACAAUAGUGAUCUCGUACACACUGUUCUGGAUGCCGUUUUGGAUAGUGACCUGGUCGAUUGUACUCGAAGCGAAAUGGGCCGUUUCACCGCUGCUCGAGCCGCUCUCCUAUAGCAGUUACGCACUGCAGUACAUCAACUCGGCUGUGAAUCCAUUUCUGUACAUGUUCCUGACGGAUACUUUUCGACAGAAAUUGGGUAAUUGGCGAUCAACGCGAUGCCGACUUGAACUGCAACGACAACCCUCUGAAAAGACGCACAUGCUGCUCUCAACGUCAAACACACUCGCGUUGAACGCCAAAUUAAAUGAGACCUUCCGUGGCAGUGAUAAAAGUCUGAACAAUGCCACUGCCGCCGCCACCACAACACUGGAUGACGACGACUCGCUGGCCAGGGACGAUUACUUUUUAUAA